This is a messenger RNA of Talaromyces atroroseus, 2025 nucleotides long. RefSeq lists its product as hypothetical. Lineage: Eukaryota; Fungi; Ascomycota; Eurotiomycetes; Eurotiales; Trichocomaceae. The coding region runs from base 1 to 2025 and encodes 674 amino acids. Gene Ontology annotation, cellular component: nucleus. The transcript has 3 exons. The record is from RefSeq and is a predicted model, not a curated record.
AUGACCGACGCGACAGAUACAGACACUCCUCCGUCUCUCUACUACUCGCCUUCCGCCAGCGACCACGACCAUCUUUCCACCAGCGAGUCGACGACCAUCAGCACGCCCGUCGAUUUUGCCUCAAUAUCCUUUGCAAAACGCAAGCCAGCCAGUCGCAGACAAGGCUCGUUUGCUUGGGACUCUAAGCAAUCGACAGACGUCGCGAAUCGCGCUCUUCAUCCAGACUCGACUCUCCCAGAGACUGACGUCUCCAGCUUUCCCUUGUUCCCAUCGUCCUUAGGAGACACGGGCACGAUGAGCGGUCAGCAAGCCCCCUUCGAUAUCGCUGCUCGACAGACGUCAGUAUCGCCACCGGGCCAGCAAGCGUCGAAUUUGACCUCCGCGCUGCAGAAAGCUGCCAGUAAUGAUCGCGCUGGCAAUUUCUCAGUGCCAGCUGCCAACAACGCAAGUGCUGUCUACAAAGCAGCUGCAGCUCGAAAAGACUCACUCGGCGCCAGUAUGUCUCAAUGGGGAAAUGGAACGAAACCCAUCUCAGUGAUGGGCUCAAACAGAGAGAAGCCACGUCGCGAAUCCCUAGCCGGUAGUCUAGUCGGCGGCAUGAGCUGGGGUGGAGUUUCAGUUGGCAGUUGGAUACGAGACGAUAUCAUCAUGACCGGCACAUCUCCAUUCACCUUCCAAUCGCCCUCGUUUCAUUCUUCUUCAUAUUUGCCAAAAUUAGAAGCGAAUUUUAUGCGUGACUUCUCAUGCUGUGGAAUUACUCUUCCGACAUUACAUGACCUGUUACAGCAUUACGAAGAAGCUCACGCGCAAAAGUCUCCGCAAGGCGUACAACGCCCUGGCCAAGGCGAUAAUCGAGCUGCCAUCGUCGCUGCAGCUGCCGCGGUGGCUCAAUCCCAGGGUCAGUCAAGUAUGGGCCAAGAUCGCGGAAUGCAACCAGACCGUUCAACACACGAACAGACAAAAUACAAUCCGAACCAGACAAUAGAUACAAACACAUUUACUUCACAGCCUAGUAUAGACCUCGAUGAUAUGGAGAUGGACGAUGCGAUGGGCGUGUCGGACUCAACGUCUUCCCAAAUGUUCUCCUCGCAGAUACCCUCUACCCAAGGAGGAUUUACAUCACCGAAUCCGAGAGUUCCUCAACUGAAUCUCAGCAUGCUUCAAGGCCCAGGGCUCCGUGGAUCCCAGCCAGGCACACCCAUUGCAUCCGGAAACACCUUUCUUCAAAACAACCCUACAGUAUCCUCAGUCAACACGCCAACUUUGUCUUCUAAUCCCCUACAAAAUUCUCAAUUCCGCAAUACGCCGGACUCUUCCGGUCCCGGUACACCGGCUGAGCUUGACGAGAGCGUCUUAGGAGGGUUUGGUGACCUUAAUAUGCAAACCGGCGCGCUGCCACCGAAUGGACAAUUUUCUGGAUUCGGAGGUGGCAAUGAUAUGGUUGAUCUUUGCAUUGACGAGCCUGCCAAACGUCUGUUCAGUCCCAACGGAGGAUUUGGAGGACAAAGUUCGCAAGCCCAUCUCAAGUUAGGAAAUAGCCAAUAUGGUCCUAACAGCGACAUAGCCCAGCGGAUUCGAGAACAACAAAUGCUUGCUGGUGUGCCCGAUACUUCGCUCGGCAUGUUCCCAAAUGAAGAGCCCAAACCUUACAGGUGUCCUGUCAUAGGUUGUGAAAAGGCAUAUAAGAACCAAAACGGAUUGAAGUAUCAUAAAGCGCACGGUCACAACAACCAACAAUUGCAUGAGAACGGCGAUGGCACAUUCUCUAUAGUGAAUCCAGAGACUUCGGCACCAUAUCCUGGCACAAUGGGAAUGGAGAAGGAGAAACCCUAUCGCUGUGAAGUGUGUGGCAAGCGUUACAAAAACCUCAAUGGGCUUAAAUACCACAAAUUGCAUUCCCCGCCUUGCAAUCCUGAUCUUCAGCUUGCAGGUCGUGGUCUGAAUGUAGGGGGCGUUAUGCAAGGCCAAAAUAUAAAUGUUGCCGGUGCUGGACUUCCUGGCAUUGGAGAGGAAGGCUUGAUGUAA